Morus notabilis is the source of this 1110-nucleotide messenger RNA. RefSeq names its product abscisic acid receptor PYL4. The record is from RefSeq and is a predicted model, not a curated record. The transcript has a single exon. Gene Ontology annotation, molecular function: abscisic acid binding; protein phosphatase inhibitor activity; signaling receptor activity. Bases 230 to 826 code for a protein of 198 amino acids. Gene Ontology annotation, cellular component: cytoplasm; nucleus. Gene Ontology annotation, biological process: abscisic acid-activated signaling pathway. NCBI's taxonomy places the organism in Eukaryota, Viridiplantae, Streptophyta, Magnoliopsida, Rosales, Moraceae.
UUUCUUUCUCAUUUUCGCCCCCAACCAAUUCUUCUUUCUCUCUGCAUAAAUCCCACCUCUUGGAAUAACAAGAACUUGGAAAGUGACCAACACCAGCCCUAACCCCCUACUUCAAAAACCUUCUCACUUUCUCUCACUCUGAGAAAAAAAAAAAAUCAAAAUCAAAGAAAUUAUUUUAUUUUACACUACAAAAAAAAAAUAAACGAAGAAGAAGAGGAAAGGAAGAAGAAUGCCAGCGAAUCCGCCGAAGUCGUCAGUGAUGUUCCACCGAAUCAACAUGCAGCAAAGCCAGGCGAAGACGAGGAAGCGGUCGUCGUCGCCACUUCCCGACGCGGUGGCGCGUGUGCACACGCACGAGGUGAGUCCCCACCAGUCGUGCUCGGCCGUGAUCCAGGAAAUCGCUGCCCCAGUCUCCACCGUCUGGUCGGUCGUCCGGCGAUUCGACAACCCCCAGGCCUACAAGCACUUCGUCAAGAGCUGCCACGUCAUAGUCGGCGACGGCGACGUUGGCACUCUCCGGGAGGUCCAGGUCAUCUCCGGCCUCCCCGCCAACAGCAGCACCGAGCGUCUCGAGAUCCUCGACGACGAGCGCCACGUCAUCAGCUUCAGCGUCGUCGGCGGCGACCACCGCCUCUCCAACUACCGCUCCGUCACCACUCUCCACCCCUCCCCCACCGGCGCCGGCACUGUCGUCGUCGAGUCCUACGUCGUCGACGUCCCGCCGGGAAACACCACCGAUGACACGUGCACUUUCGUCGACACAAUCGUGUGCUGCAACCUCCAGUCCCUCGCUCAGAUCGCCGAGAAUCUCGCCAAACGCCAUUGACAACCACAACGACGAGUACUCCAAGUAAUUCACAUUUCAUUUCAUCUAAUUUGAAGGAAAAAAAAACACCCUAAUUUUCCGAUAUUCAUACGCCGUCGUUUCUUCGUCAUCAGAUGUGGUUUCCCCGUUGAAAUCGGCCGUUCUUUUUUUUUCUUUUAAUUUUUUUUUUCCUGUUUUAUGUAACUAAAACGUAGAAGAGUAUUUAUGACAUGCAUAAAUAAUAGUCACAUUUUAAUCACAACCCAAAAUUAGUUGUUUUUUUUCCCCAAUUUGAGGCUGAGAUA